UCACUCCAACUAAGCCGGCCAAGCCAACACUCUUUCUCUCUUCCCAAACAAUCCCUAACAACACCAUUUUUAUAAAAAGAAAAAGAAAAAGAAAAAUCUACAAAAUUCUGACAUAUCCGAGAAUAAUGCUCACCAGCAGCAUAUCUUCUUUUUCCUUUCUCGCUCCAACAAUUCCCUAACCCAAACUAUCUUCACUCUCUUCUUCACCCCUUUUUUGCUUUCACACCAAUCUCAGACAAAAAAAUACUAUAAAAAAAUAAUUAGGAAACCCUAGAACCGUUUCGGUGGAGGAAAACAUGGCCACCACCACCAGUCUUGGCGGCGGCGCAGGCGGAGACGACCGCGUCCUCGCCACAGCUCAGCAGAUCGUGAAGAGUCUUAGAGCGGCCAAAGAGGAUCGCGAAGACAUGCUUAUGAUCUUCUCUGCCUUCGACAACCGUCUCUCCGGCAUCUCCGACCUCAUCAACGGCGACGAUUCGAAGUCUUCUGAUGAGGAAGAACUCGACCGCUUCGAAGCCGCGGAGAAGGUGAUUCUCGCUGACGCCUCCCACUCCGGCGAGCCUUCGCGCCAAUCCACGUCGCUCUUCAACCCUCCGAACAAUCCCGCGGAGUACUUCUCAGCCGUCGACGAAAUCAUCCACUGGAUGGAGCAGUUCUCGAUCGCGCCGCCGCCGUCCUCCGCCGCGGGUCGCACCAUCCAGGUCAUCGCGGACCGCGCCGAGAACGCGAUUCAGCUCGCGAUGUCGCGGCUCGAGGAGGAGCUUCGGCACGUGCUGAUUUGCAACACGAUCCCUCUCGACGCCGUGAGCCGCUACGGCUCGAUCAGGAGGGUUUCGCUCUCGUUCGGCUCGCAUGACGGCGCCGCCGCAAUUGACGAUUCCCCCCUCCAGAGCUUCGGCGAGGUCGACUCGAGCCGCUUCCACGACCGCGCCGCGAGCCUCGGCGACGACUUGUUCGUCGAUUUGGUGCGUCCCGAGGCCGUUCAGGACCUCAGAGAAAUCAUCGAUCGCAUGGUUAGGUCUGGUUAUGAGAGAGAGUGUCUACAGGUUUAUAGCAGCGUCCGUCGUGACGCUUUGGAUGAGUGUUUGGUUAUUCUCGGUGUUGAGAGGUUGAGUAUUGAAGAGGUUCAGAAGGUUGAGUGGAGGAGUUUGGAUGAGAAGAUGAAGAAUUGGGUUCAGGCUGUUAAGGUUGUUGUUGGAGUGCUUCUCAGUGGUGAGAAGAGGCUCUGUGAUGGUUUGUUUGGCGAUUUGGAUGAUUUGAAGGAGAUUUGUUUCAAUGAGACUGCUAAGGGCUGUGUGAUGCAGUUGCUGAAUUUUGGUGAGGCUAUCGCGAUUUGUAAGCGCUCGCCCGAGAAGUUGUUUCGGAUUUUGGACAUGUAUGAGGCUUUGAGGGAUGCUAUGCCUGAUUUGCAGGCCAUGGUUUCGGAUGAGUUUGUGAUUGGUGAGGCCAAUGGCGUGCUGAGUGGGCUUGGUGAGGCUGCCAAAGGGACUUUUGCUGAGUUUGAGAAUUGUAUUAGGAAUGAGACUUCCAAGAAGCCGGUCAUAACCGGGGAUGUUCAUCCUUUGCCUCGUUAUGUUAUGAAUUAUCUCAAGUUGCUUGUUGAUUAUGGUGACCCUAUGGAUUCGCUUCUGGAGCUUAGUGAGGAGGAUCUCUAUCGGUUUAAAAAUGAUCUUGGUGGUGAUGGUUCGCAGUUAGAGGCCAUGUCGCCCUUGGGGCAGCGAAUUCUGCUGCUCAUGUCGGAGCUUGAGUAUAAUCUUGAGGAGAAGUCGAAGCUUUAUGAGGACAGUGCAAUGCAGCAGGUGUUUUUGAUGAACAAUCUUUAUUACCUAGUGCGGAAAGUGAAGGACUCGGACCUAGGGAAGGUCUUGGGGGAUAAUUGGAUUAGGAAACGCCGUGGUCAGAUACGCCAGUAUGCUACAGGGUAUCUCAGAGCCUCUUGGAGCAGGGCCUUAUCUUGUUUGAAGGAUGAAGGGAUUGGAGGGAGCUCCAAUAAUGCAUCAAAGAUGGCUUUGAAGGAGAGGUUCAAGAGUUUCAAUGCUUGUUUUGAAGAAAUUUACAGGGUUCAGACAGCUUGGAAGGUACCGGAUGACCAGCUUCGGGAGGAGCUGCGGAUAUCUAUAUCAGAAAAGGUGAUUCCUGCAUACCGCUCGUUUGUGGGAAGAUUUAGGUGUCAGUUAGAGGGAAGGCAUGUUGGGAAGUACAUUAAGUAUACACCAGAGGAUCUAGAGACCUAUCUAUUAGAUUUAUUUGAAGGAUCCCCUGCUGUAUUGCAUCACAUAAGGAGGAAAAGUACAUAGUAUAUCAUAAGAUGCUUUUAGCAGGUGAACUCAUUUUAUGAGAAUUACUUGAAAAUGGUUUCCUGUGUCAUGUGUAUUUCUACUUGGAUAGGUGUUUAUUUUACAGGUGUUAAUGUUAGAAUGGGAUUUUGUGACAUUCGACUCUUCCUCCAAGCCCCUUCCCCAAAUCCAAAAAAGAUUUAUUUUUUUCAUGUUCCUUCGAAUACUGUAAUAUCUUUUGUAUAUAGUGUUCUGAUACAGGUUAUCUAUGUUGUUUAUACUUGUUGAAACAGUACACUCAUUAGCUAUCAUAUAUUCAGAUCCUGUGUAUUUACUGCA
Molecule: messenger RNA, 2615 nt
Organism: Glycine soja
Lineage: Eukaryota; Viridiplantae; Streptophyta; Magnoliopsida; Fabales; Fabaceae
Product: exocyst complex component EXO70B1-like
Exons: 1
Coding region: 297-2297 (666 amino acids)
Biological process (GO): exocytosis
Cellular component (GO): exocyst
Molecular function (GO): phosphatidylinositol-4,5-bisphosphate binding
Source: RefSeq, a predicted model, not a curated record